UGGCGGACAAGCAUGAGUUUUGAGGUUACAAUAUUGAAAAAUUCGUGAUCACGAAAUGGGUUACGGGCUAAAACUUUUGGCUUUAUUCUCUUUUGUCUCGUUUCUCUAUGUUGCGGGAAUUUUUCUCUUCACGCGCGGUUUUCUUCUCAAGCGACUGGUUAUCAACGAAUACAGCCAGUGCAAGGAGACCCCUAACUUGCUCUGUGAUAUACAAUAUUCCGGUGAUGCUGACGGAUGCUGGCUUAAGAAGAGAUACGAAAAGGCCGUGAUCCUGAUCAUCGAUGCCUUACGCUACGAUUUUACGGUAUAUAGUGAGACGUUAGACGAACAAGAGCCUCUACCGUACCGUAACAAGUUGAAAGUCAUUCAUGAAGUGUUGGAGAAAAAACCUGAACAUGGAGCGCUCUUCCGGUUUGUCGCUGAUCCUCCGACCACUACAAUGCAGCGGCUGAAGGGAAUCACAACUGGUGAGAUACCUAGGGCUCUUUUAGUUGGACCAUAUAAUAAGCUGUUACAAGUAGAACAGGACAUGGAAAAAAUAAGCGGUUUAUACUUGUGUUUUUUUAAACGACAAUACUAGCCAGGGAAACAGCUGACCUCCUAAGGACGGUUUUUACCAUCUGUGGAAUCGAGAGUUCGAGACAAAAUUAAAGCAGCCAAGAGGAGCAGCCAAAAUUUCCUGGAAAUGAAAUUUAAGAAAACGGAGGCAUAAAAAGAUUUAUAGGUUCAACAGACUCAGAAUGUUUCCAUUUUCUUUGUUCCCUUUAUUUCAUCCAUUCAUUCAUUCAGUCAUUCAGCCAUUCGUUUGUUUGUUCAUUCGUUCAUUCAUUCAUUCAUUCUGUUAUUGAUAAAUUCUAUGGUGCAAGGCCCAUACUACAGCAGGUACUUUAACAAACUAUUUUUUAGAAGAAAGAGAAAUCUAAUAGCAGAAAGCUCAGAAAAAUUUCAAAGCUCCAGAUAGAUUCAAAGUCAUGACUCUCUGAGUUCUAGAUUGGGUGGCCUGUUCUCAAAUCUAAUGGAGGCUACAUGGCUAGAAGGGUAAAAAAAUAAUUAUAAUUAAACCAGCUGUGGUGAACUGUCGCGAAAUUUAUCUCCCACAACAUCUUUUUCAGGAAGUCUACCCACAUUUGUAGAUGCUGGAAGAAACUUUGCCAGCUCAAAUAUCACGGAAGACCACAUUAUUUCUCAGCUGAAAUCUUUGCAGAAAAACAUAACCUUUAUGGGUGACGACACUUGGGAAAGUCUAUUCCCUGGCUUGUUCCACAAGUCCUAUCCAUUCCCAUCAUUUAAUGUCAUGGAUCUACACACAGUAGACAAUGGAGUCAUUGCACAUUUGAUUCCAGAACUAAAGUCAAAAGACUGGGAUGUGCUGAUCGGACACUUUCUUGGUGUUGACCAUUGUGGGCACAAAUAUGGUCCCAAUCACCCUGAAAUGGCCUCUAAGCUUACUCAGAUGGACACCAUAUUACGGUACAGUGUAUGUAGUGUUAAAAACAACAAGUUUUUCAGCUCAUUCAUUAAUACCUUGUGAUAUACUGUAAACUGCCACUUAUAAGCCGUGGGCUCAUAAAACUUUGUAAGGUGUUUAGGAAGGCUUAAAUACAUUCAUGUAGAAGCUUUGUAGGAAUUCCCUUUAAAUGUGACUGGGAUGCCUGUCUGAGAAGUCAACAAAACGCUCCUUAAAAGUCACCAAAAUGUUGUUUUGUGGGUGUGGCUAAAAGUUCAUUUGGAUUGUAUGCUGUACAAGUAACUGAAUAGUAACGGUGGCUCAAAAACGCAUGGGCUAACUAUUGGCUCAUUUAUGGUCAUUGGCCAGGUCGUAACUUUCUUUCAUCGUAAGUUAUUGUUAUCAUUACUAUGACCUUUUAUUAGACAUCCUUUCUUGAGAUUUUUUGUGUUUUGUCUUCAUAACUACCUUACAGCUCAGCAAACACAUCUUAACAAAUGGACAGACAGUGUCAAUUUUUCUGUCACUUUUGAGGAAAAAAUGUUUGAUAUUGUGUUCCCUUGAAGCUUUUCAUAAUCUUUUACUACAUUCUUGUAACUGAGCUAAAACACCAAAGGUAAUAAUUUUUUUUUUUACUACAUGAUUACUUACUUAUGUUGCAGUGAUGUGAUUGAAACACUGGAUGAAGAUACAGUGUUGUUUUUGAUGGGUGACCAUGGUAUGACACGUACUGGUGACCAUGGUGGUGACAGUAAUGAUGAGGUGGAUGCUGCUCUAUUUGUCUACUCACACAAGCCCCUUGUCACUUGCGACAUGAAAUGGGUGAGUGUACAAUUGGUUAAGUUACUAUCUUUUUAUGACUAAGAGCUAAGUUGAUUUCAAAAUUUAUCCAUCAUCCACCCAUCAAAUGCCUCAUUAGUUCACAGGCAAUGGCAAUAUUUGGCUCAUACGUGAUUUAAAAACAAACAAACAAACUUCACAUUAGAAUUUUAUGUUGGCUCACAGCUGAUGUUCCUUCAGAGGUUUAGAGCCCAGCCAGCAUGGAAAGAAGCUGUAUAUUUGGGUUCUUACACACAAAAAGCGUUGCUCAUUCAUGCAAGAUUCAAGCGGUCGCAUGCAAGUAGCAACUUCUCUUACACGGAAAAGGCAAAGGUUCUUAGUGCGAGGUGAAGUAGCACAAAGGCAGGAGCUAUAAUCAAGGCUACUGUAUGAUGGGUAUUUCAUAGAAAGCAGGCAUACACUUCUAUUCCUUUUUUUUUCCUUUGAACCAUCAUUUCCAUAACUGUAUGUGUUUUUUUCUUCCUUUGUUAUGCUUAGAAAAGAACCACAAGUGUCUCUCAAAUCGACCUAGUCCCAACCUUCUCUCUGCUUCUUGGCCUUCCAAUUCCUUUUGGUAGCUUAGGGACCAUUAUACCGGAUCUUUUUUGUCAUGGAGACGCAGUGAUCUCUGGAGCUCUUUCAACAAACCACCUCAACCGUUCAAAAUUACGAGAGGUUCUAGACUUUCUACAGAGAAUUGCAGCUUUUGAGCUUAAUGCUAAACAAGUUCACAGAUAUCUCUCUACGUACACUUCGCUCUCAACGGAAAUCUCCAUGAGUGCACUUAAAGAACUCGAAAAAAUCUUAAACAACGCAACUUCAUUCGUUUCCGAAAUUAAACACGUGAUGGACCGCGUUGGAGAUGUCAAGGGGAUAACUGAAAAACUAACUGACGAAGAACUGGUGCAUCUUCAUGAAAGAUUGACCUACAGCGAGGAAUUGUUCGUUGAUUAUCUCUCGCGGGCGAAGGCGCUCUGUCAGUCAUUGUGGGCAAAGUUCGAUCUGAAUUUGGUAUAUGCUGGUAUCUUUGUGUUAUUUAUUGCUAUUACCGCAGUUGGGAUGAUAUUGGUUAACAGAAAUGUGAAGUUGCCAGUGCUGGUAAUAGUUUCUUUAUUAAUCCUCGUUAUUUCCUCCGUAGUAACUUCAUUUAACUGUGAAGUCGUUAUCAUCAUUAUUACCUUUUUUAUUACGGGAUUAAUACUUGGGAUUUCUGUCCUUCUUCGGAGGAUGAUCGUUAAAAAGACAGAGGAAAACAAUGGCGGCUUCUUUAGAAGACUUUCUGCAGACAGCAUUUUAGCACUGGCUUUAUGCGUUUUUCAAUUUGCUGCCUCGUUUUCUAACAGCUUUGUGGUGAAUGAGGACAAAAUUGUCGCGUUCUUCAUUCAGGCAUUAAUCACAGUUAAAUGCGUUCAGGGCCUAUGGAAAUCUGGCCUGUGGGAAAACAGAAGACUCUUGCAAAGACAGAGUUUAAAGAAGUCUGGGAAAAAGGAGGCAAGGCGGCCCAGUGUAAAUGGGUUUCUUAUAAGGCUGUCUCUUACAUGGAUAACCUUUGAAAUUAUUACUAGAACUGCGGAAGGUCUGAAAGGUUGUAGAGAAGAACAAUGGUAUUGCGUGCCUUCGGAUUUUCUCAAACCCUUAUCUGCUUCAACAGAGGAAAGUUCUGCGUCAAGUAACCGUUUUUUACUUACCGUACUUUGCACGGGCGUGGUCCCGCUUUCUGUCCAGCAGUGGCUUCGUUACCAAGGAAACUUAAACGGACCUUCGUUUUUGGUAUUGUGCGUGAAGUACGCUCUGCCGUUCUCUUUUUUCUUGAUGUGCGCUCACUGGGCUUUGCAGAUUGUCCCGCAGGAAAUGAAUUCUUUGCUGCCGGAAAUUCAACUCUGGCAGCAAAUUAUUCUGCCACAGGUGGUCUACUGUCUUUGUGUCGUGACAUUCGUAUGCCUUCUGUACUCACCACUGUGUAUCUACACCGUUUUCAGAGGAAGAAAAAAUUCGUGGACGGAGACUAUUGACUCCUUGCAGAAUGUCGAAGAUAGCUCUAAAAUAAUCCAUGCGUUAUUUAGAGAGAUUAAGCAGAAAAUGGAUGAUGUAGAUGGCAAAAAACAUCAUGUUGAAGAUGGUACUAGAGAUGGAGAAUCCACGCCAAUGGUUUACGGUUUAGCAACAGUAUAUUCAUCUGCAGUCUUGGUUUUAUCCUUGGCUAUUUUAUUGCCUUUGAUGAUGCUACUUGGAAAUGGAAUGUCAUUGUCUUUGGCUUUGAUGUGUGCACAAAUCCUCCUGUUGUUGGAGGUUCAUGGACUGUCACAAGAUCUUGAAUCACAAAAGAGUGAUGGCAGUAUUCCAGGUUAGUUCAGCGCCAUCACACGGUGCUUAUUUCGCCUCAGUGGCGCUAGAUUUUGUGUGUCACUUCUUCAAAAAAUAGUUCUUAUACAUGUAGAAGCGACGUAAUAAUGAAGUGUUUGUUUGUCCUACCACCCUGUUCUAACUAUUUGCCCGCUUAAAAACGAAAAGGGAACUAUUAAUAGCGACAGGGAAAAAAUAGGCCAUUUCCGAGUUCCAAAAAAUCUCACUUUCAAAACGAGGCUAAGUUCGAAACCUUUGUUGUGAAAAUGAGUUUUAUUUUUAUCAUAAUUAAAAAUCAUUUUCAUAUCAAUAGCUUCGCACUUAGCCUUGCUUUGAAAGUGAGAUUUUUUGGAACUCGGAAAUGGCCUAUCAGCCAAAAGUUGACCUGCGCAUUCCCAGAAACAAUUGCGGGACGCAUCUCGACCCCAGUUUCCUUCGCAUUUCUAAAGUUUCGACUGCUCUCCGGAAGUACUCUUUUGUAGAGCUACAUAUAUAAGUCGGCCAUCAGACAAUGUCCGACUACAAUUACCCAUGUUCGACUAAAACCCUCGCCGUAGUCGGACAUGAUGACCACACUGUCCAAUUGCCAAUGACUAUCGUUUUAACGUUGAAGAUUUGCGUUGUGUUUAAAGAAAUUAAAAGGUAAUGAAAUGUAUUAAUGUGUGACCGAAAGAUUUUUGGCGCGUUCGACUCAAACGGCGACUUGGUGGGACAUACUUUCUUUCUGAUAAGAUAAAUUAUAUGCAUGCAGUCCGGUUUAGAUCUGGACGUUUCGACUCCGGUACUUGUCUUCCUUUAUUACUUGUUCAUACAUAGUGAUGUCAUCAAGUUUGCAAACACUGCCUAUUUCAAUUGUAAAAGUGAAGUCAUCAAUCCUAAUUGUUUACCCAAUGCUGCUUUAUCAGAUCCCUCGUCGAGCGUAGUUGUCCUGUGGCACUUCCUCGCGUCAUAUUACUUCUACUGCACAGGACACCAGGCUACAAUCCCCUCUAUACGGUUCGAGGCUGCUUUUAUUGGCUUUCCAGGAGAUAUGGAAAAUAUCGUUUUACCAGGUUAGUCAGAGAGCGGUAUACUAACAUGCUUCGGCAAAGCUGUGAGAUUUCCUACAAAUUACACCACGUUAUAGUUAAACCAAGGCCGAAUUGACUUCAGAGACGGAAUCAUACUCUUAAUGCUGAGAUUAAUUACCGUGUACUCGUUACUUUUGACAGCCCUGUUAAAAGAGGAGAGAAUACAACUUCGAACCCUUUUCUUAUCCCGAGACUAAACUAACAUGUUUUUUUUUGGCUCAAGUUUCUUUCAUUCUAGUGACAAGUAAUAUAGCCAUUCUAUUGCUCUAACAAAUGUUCACCUUUUCGAUUCAAAUUUCAGGUCUGCUUAUUCUCCUCAACACAUUCGCUGGGCCAGUCUUUUUUGCCGUUAGUCUUCCUCUUCUCCUGUUUUGGCCCCAAAUUCCGAACCGUCUACUAGGGACUGGUAACAAGAAUGAACAGCAGUCAAGUAAAGGAGAAUUUGAUUGGAUCGAAGCCCCGGAACUGCUGAGAACCCGGAUGUUUCGCCUCAUUGUCAUGUACCAGAUGCUUAAUGGCGUUAAGGUUGUUCUAUAUUUCCCUUUUGAAAAUAGAUUCCAGUCUUUGUUUCUGUCGCAGUCUUGGCACACUUGCUGCGAAAAGAACUUCCUAGCCCAUAGCCGUUCCCUUUCCUGAUUAUUUUGGGACAAAUGCAAUAAUUUCUAGUAAUGAAAUGGCGUGAGAGAAAACCUAAUAAUCUUGUAGCCUUUGAAAUCUUUACUGAGCGGCUAAAACUUUUGCCUGGAAAUUACCUUCGGUGUUUGUCUACGUACGUGAUGUAUUACGCUGAUAACAUUCCAAAGAAGUCUGUAUGUAUUUGUUAACAAAUUUCGUCCACCAAGACGUUCCUAGAUAUCCAUAUGUAUUGAAUGCAUGAUCAGUAGAUUGCAAAGACCAAGACCUAAGUAAACUGAACUCUAACUGAGAAAAUAUUAGAAACUUUUUAAGAAAACCUGCGAGAAUGCUUUAAGGUCUUCAUUCUUUUAUCAAAUAAACCAACACACACUUCUAAACUGAUUCACGAACACGUUCUCGUUCAUGCACAAAUUCUUCGUCUUGCUGCUUUAUCUAUUCAUCGUACUUUAUCUUAACUUGGAUGAUUUUUUUUUUACAGCUUUUGGGAACCUGUUGCUCUGCCGCGUUGCACCGCCGUCAUCUUAUGGUGUGGAAGAUUUUCGCCCCGCGAUUCGUUUUUGAGGGCGUCUCGUUCCUGUUGACCACAAUCGUGCUGGCUGCCAGUUUUCUGUCAGUUCUCAGAGUGGAUCAGGCGUUGCGAAGCUGGUUUAAGAGACUUGAGACAUCCGAUGAGUGGAAAAAUAAGAACAGAUAGUUCAUUUUUUCUUCACAUCCUUUGGUGUGUAAUCUUAAAUCACAGUUUAAUUCUCGAUCUUUAAAGGCGCCUUUGUCUAAGUACCGUUUACAUGAAAUGUUUCUUUCUUAGCCAGACUGAU
Molecule: messenger RNA, 7130 nt
Organism: Porites evermanni
Lineage: Eukaryota; Metazoa; Cnidaria; Anthozoa; Scleractinia; Poritidae
Source: the annotation of a GenBank genome assembly